GAGGAAGGAGAGACUUUGGAAUUGAAAAAGAUCUUAAAGUCAAAUCUAUCCUUUAGAGACUUCAAGAAGAGGAAGAAGAGGAGCAGCAGGACUUUAAAGAGUUCAACAGGAAGAAGAAGAAGAGGAGCAGCAGGACUUUAAAGAGUUCAACAGGAAGAAGAAGCAGAGGAGCAGCAGGACUUUAAAGAGUUCAACAGGAAGAAGAAGAAGAGGAGCAGCAGGACUUUAAAGAGUUCAACAGGAAGAAGAAGCAGACUGACCGUAGAGAUGGACAUCGUGUCCGUGGUGCGUUCAGGCUCAGCCAUGGAGAGUCUGGAGCAGCAGCUGAGCUGCCCCAUCUGUCUGGAGAUGUUCACCAAGCCGGUGGUGAUCCUGCCGUGUCAGCACAACCUGUGCCGAGGCUGCGCCAACGACCUGUUCGAGUCCAGGAACGCCUACCACUACUCCGGGGGGACCUUCAGGUGCCCCACCUGCCGCCACGAGGUGGUCCUGGACCGCCACGGCGUGUUCGGCCUGCAGAGGAACCUGCUGGUGGAAAACAUCAUCGACAUGUACAAACAGCAGCAGGAGGGCAAGGGCCAGCUGGAGGAGGAGGAGGAGGUGAGGAAGAAGGAGGGAGGAGACGAGCCGCGCUGCAGGGAGCACGAAGAGGAGAAGAUCAACAUCUACUGCGUGACCUGCAAGACCCCCACCUGCUCCAUGUGCAAGGUGUUCGGCGCUCACAAGGACUGCGAGGUGGCGCCGCUGCUCUCCGUCUAUAAUACCCAGAAGGCCGAGAUGCGUGUUGCCGUGGAGACGCUGGCAGCUAGCAGCGCGGCGCUACAGGCGGCCGUCGCUCAGAUGGACGACGCCUGCUCGCUCAUCGUGGAAAACGGCGAGCGGCAGAGGAGGCGUUUGGGCGAAAGUCUGGAUCUGCUGUACGCCAUCUUGGAGGAGAAGAAGGGCGAGUUACUGGAGAACAUCGGGAGGGAAGAGAGAGAGCGAGUGGCGAAGCUAAACGGCGUCGCGGCGCUACAUCGCCAGCAGCUACAGCUAAGCGCCGCCAUGCAGGAGAAGCUAACGGCUAGCAUGCAGACGCAAUGCAGCGCCGCCAGCUUCCUAUUGGACGCCAAGACGCUGAGGGAGGAGGCGGAGCUAGUGGCGGGCGGCGCCCCCCCGAAGGGACCGGAGCCAGGGGUUGAGAGUCUGGAUCACAUGACCAUCGACACCUCAGAGGCCCAGAGGCUGCUCAGCGCUAUGGAGUUCAGACGGGAGUGAGAGGGGCUUUUAUUGUGAAGGGCACCGUGUGGAGGCAGAGUUUCAGAAUAAGAGCUGAACUUUGAAUACAUUUAUUCGUCCAACAGAUGAGAUUUACUCACUUAGUGUUAUGAACGAUAAAGAGACUUUAUUCUGGACAUGUUGAGUGAACACAACAAGGAGGCUUUUAUUCUGAAGGUCAAAAGGUCUAGGAGUAAACCUGACAUUUCAAAAUAAGAGCUGGACUUUUGGAUUCCUUUAUUAUUCCGUUAUUCGUCCCACAGAGGAGAUUUACUCGAGUAUUAUGAACGAUAAAGGGACAUGACGAGUGAACACACCAAGGAGGCUUUUAUUCUGAAGGUCAACAUAAGGAGGGAUCAUUUCAAAAUAAGAGCUUUUGAAUUCCUUUGUUAUUCCGUUAUCCGUCCCACAGAUGAAGGGAACUUUAUUCUGGACUCGACGAGUGAACACACCAAGGUGACUUUUAUUCUGAAGGUCAAAAGGUCCAGGAAUAAACGUGACAUUUCAAAAUAAGAGCGUUGAGUACGAAAGACAGACUUUAUUCUGGAAACAUGAAAAGCCUGACGUUCCUCAAACACCAAGAAAAUACUUUUCGACUUUUUAUACUUUUUCUAUUUAUGUGUUUCCUCGUGCGGACGAAGUCUGGAGAGAUUUAUUUAUAUCGUGUUUUCUGCUGUAACUCGUGAACGUGUUAAUAAAGUUUGACGGUGACUCUG
Trematomus bernacchii (emerald rockcod) is the source of this 1973-nucleotide messenger RNA. RefSeq names its product E3 ubiquitin-protein ligase TRIM63-like. Gene Ontology annotation, molecular function: zinc ion binding. Bases 268 to 1257 code for a protein of 329 amino acids. NCBI's taxonomy places the organism in Eukaryota, Metazoa, Chordata, Actinopteri, Perciformes, Nototheniidae. The record is from RefSeq and is a predicted model, not a curated record. The transcript has 2 exons.